Messenger RNA from Fraxinus pennsylvanica, 429 nucleotides. The record is from the annotation of a GenBank genome assembly. NCBI's taxonomy places the organism in Eukaryota, Viridiplantae, Streptophyta, Magnoliopsida, Lamiales, Oleaceae.
AUGCAGCCACCAUCAGAGAUAAAGGCAGUGUAUAGCAGAGAAGCAGAUGAAUUGGUGCUCAGGAACUGGAAAUCUCAAGCUACUGCAAGUUUCAUGUCUGUUCUUCUUGAUGAUGAUGAUGAAGUACUGUUCCCAGCGGUUCAGGUCGGAAGUCAUUUUUCUCGGUGGAUAACUGUCAAAAACCCAAGCCAAGAGCCAGUUGUUAUGCAUCUUAUUCUAAAUGCUGGAGAGAUCAUUGGUGAGUGCAGGAUAUCUGACACACUCUUUCAACCCUCUUCAUCCAGUAGUUUAGUGAGUAAUAGAACAAUUGCUCCAACAAGGUAUGGUUUUUCAAUAGCGAAAAAUGCACUGACAGAGGCUUUUGUUCAUCCUUAUGGUAGAGCAUUAUUAGGUCCAAUUCUCUUUCAACCGUCUAAUCAAUGUGACUAA